AUGAUCGUCGUCACCGGCGCAACCGGCGGGCUCGGCUCCCAAGUCCUCAAGUACCUCCUCACGCUCGUCCCCCCCUCCGAAAUCACCGUCUCGCUGCACAACCCGGCGGGCCUCCCGGAGCACCUCCAGGCCAGCGGCAUCCACGUCCGCCGGGGCGACUACGGCGCGCCGGAGACCCUCGACGCCGCGUUUGCCGGCGCGGACAAGGUGCUCAUCGUCUCGUACCCGUCCAUCGCGCACGAGCUACGCGUGCGCAACCACGUCAACGCGAUCGAUGCGGCGAAGCGGGCGGGGGUGAGGCAUGUGUAUUAUACGAGCCUGGCGUUUGGGUAUGGGACGAAGCCAGAGAGCUGUGCGGCUGUAAUGCAGGCCCAUUUGGACACGGAGGCGUACUUGAAGAAGAGCGGGUUGAAGUAUACGAUCAUUAGGGAAGGGAUAUACAACGAAAGUUACCCGCUCUACUUUGGUUUCUUCGACCCGUCGAAAGACAACGAAGUGUUCGUCCCAGGAGACGGCCCCAUAGCCUGGGCAUGCCGUGAAGACCUGGGCGAAGCAACCGCUCGACUGCUCGCACUCCCUCCCUCCGACUCCCGUUUCGACAACCAAACCAUCCUCUUCUCCGGCCCGCAGGCCAACCUACUCACCCUCGCGCAGUUGUCCACGCUCAUCUCGAACAUCCUCGGACGGGAGAUUAAGCUCAACAUAGUCUCCAUCGAUGAAUACGUCCAGAAGCACCUCGACCCCAGCGGGCAGAACGUCAGGGGCACCGAAGACUUCUUGAGGAAAUGGGCGACGACGUUCGAGGCCAUGAAGAGGGGCGAGACGGCGAUCGUCGAUCCGCUGCUGGGCGAGAUUGUUGGGAGGCCGUUGAAGACCAUGGAGCAGAGUCUGAGGGAGCAGCUGAGUGCUCAUGGGGAGGGCGUGGCAAUAGAGCAGUACGCGAAGUAG
Molecule: messenger RNA, 948 nt
Organism: Gloeophyllum trabeum ATCC 11539
Lineage: Eukaryota; Fungi; Basidiomycota; Agaricomycetes; Gloeophyllales; Gloeophyllaceae
Product: NAD P-binding protein
Exons: 2
Coding region: 1-948 (315 amino acids)
Source: RefSeq, a predicted model, not a curated record